Cuscuta epithymum is the source of this 2513-nucleotide messenger RNA. NCBI's taxonomy places the organism in Eukaryota, Viridiplantae, Streptophyta, Magnoliopsida, Solanales, Convolvulaceae. The record is from the annotation of a GenBank genome assembly.
AAUUAUUCAUUUUCUUAGAACUCGAAUCGGUAAAAAACGGAAACCACACCGCGGCGGGACCAGUAAAAUUGCCUGGAAGCUAUGAAUAAGCUUGCGUUUCACUUUUGAAGUUGGAAGAAUGGUCCCACGGUCGACCGACGAUCAAAUCAGGGGGGAAAUUCUGUGAGCAAAAGAAUAUCGUUGAGUUGUGUAUGAAGGAGUAGAGGAAGCAGAAGAUAAGUUUAUGGAUCGAGUAAAGGAUUAGCAGUAACGAUACGCAUGCGGUUUACCGAUUUGGGUUACAGAGAGGGACAUGGGGAAGGGAAAAUUCUCGCUACGGAGGAAGAAGAAGGGGGUGACGGGGACGCCACAGAGGCCGCCUCGUGCAACAGAUCACUCAUCUGGAAACGGGAGCGGGAAUUUGAUUGCGCCGAAUGUAGGGCCGAGCAAGACGGCGAAGAAGAAGGCAGGUGGCUCCAGGCUGUGGAUGAGAUUUGAUCGGAUGGGGCAAUCGGAGCUGAUGGAGUGCGACAAGAGUUCAAUCAUCAAGCGCGCCUCCGUUCCUACUAGGGACUUGAGGAUCCUUGGCCCAAUAUUCUCUCAAUCCUCCAGCAUCCUCGCUAGGGAGAAGGCUAUGAUUAUUAACUUGGAGUUUGUAAGAGGAAUAGUUACUGCCGAAGAGCUGUUGUUGCUCGAUCCUCUACGUCAAGAGGUUCUUCCUUUUAUUGAUCAGCUGAGACACCAAUUGCCUCAGAAGAGUUCUUCAAAGAAUACAAAUGGAACAAAUGAUGUACAAGAGGAUGACUUGCAAUUUCCAGGUGCUGGAAAAUGGCUACAAGAAACUAUUGAAGGAGGCCUGCAUGCUGAACAACUUCCAUUUGAGUUCCAGGUGCUGGAGGUUGCAUUAGAAGUUGUGUGUAUGUAUCUCGAUUCUAAUGUGGCGGAACUUGAGAGAGAUGCUUAUCCUGUUCUUGAUGAACUUGCCAUGAGUGUUAGCACAAGGAACCUUGAACAUGUUAGGAGCUUAAAAAGCAACCUUACGCGUUUGCUAGCACGUGUACAAAAGGUCAGAGAUGAGAUUGAGCACCUUUUGGAUGAUAAUGAAGACAUGGCCCAGUUGUACUUAAGUAGGAAAUCGAUUCAGAAUCAACAAUCUGAAGCAAUGCUAUUGGGAACUGCCACUACAGGUUCAAAUGCCAUUACUCCCAUGGUGCCGAAUUUCAGAAGGUUAGGUUCCACCAGGAGUGGAAGCUUAGUGAGCAACUGCUUAGAUGAUGACGUGGAAGAUCUUGAAAUGUUGCUGGAGGCUUACUUCAUGCAGUUGGAAGGCACCCGUAAUAAGAUAUUAUCUGUGCGCGAAUACAUAGAUGACACAGAGGAUUAUGUCAACAUCCAAUUAGACAAUCAGCGGAAUGAACUGAUUCAACUGCAGCUGAUAUUGACCAUUGCAUCCUUUGCCAUAGCCGUGGAGACCCUUGUAGCGGGUUGGUUUGGCAUGAACAUCCCUUGUACCCUAUACAACAUACAAGGGGUAUUUUGGCCAUUCGUUGCUGGUAUCACAACUGCUUGUAUCAUUCUCUUCUUCAUCGUCCUAGGCUAUGCCAGAUGGAAAAAGCUGCUUGGAUCAUAAAUUUGGUUCCUUCAUUGAUCUCUCAUUUCUUUUUCUUUUUUUCUUUUAUGUGUUUGUAUUAUAUACUUAGUAUGAAAUAAUGACAUAAGUAAUACAAUCAGCUUUUAAAUGGACAAUUGUAGGACCAUUUUUAUUUGGGACAAAGAACUAUCUGAAAAUGAUAGCCAAUAUCUACAAUGUCCCAACUUGUCAUCGUGAACCCUAAAUCACAUACGCAUCCAAAGUUCCAUUUCCUUCUUUGGCUAGCCGCACUGGGAAUUCAAGUGGAGACUCCAGCGCCAGGCGACGAGAACGAUGAGUGAAGGCGGAAGGGACUUAAUCGGCCAAGAUUCCAUCGGCGAUGAAGUUUCCUUCAUUCUCAAUGCUUGGUUGUGGAUGAACAAUUGCUCUCUGAAGCAGCAACACCGAACCCUUUUUCGCUAAAUCUGAUCAGAGGAUCGUCGUCUUCGAUGGAGCCCCGCCAUUGUAGGAGCACACGGUAGAUGUUGGGUCGAGAGCAGGCAUCAGUGACGGGGGUUUGGGUAUGGUGGUCACAAGUAGUGGUGGACGGAGGUCUUGGUCGGAUGCGAUGGCGGUUGGCAGUGGAGAGAGGUGGGUCACCGGAGGUACGUGGUGGUUGGUAGUGGUGGCGGGGGUGGUUGAUGGUGGUACUCACUAUAAGAUCAGAUAAUCGUAAAUGGGUGGAUUACGUAAUUGUAAGUCUGUAAUUGGUUGGAUUAGGUAAUGUAAUUUAUCGGGUUGAGUAACUGUAACUGGUCGGAUCACGCAAGUAUAACUGGUCGAAAUGGGAAAAUGUAACUAGUCGGACGGGUAACUGUAAGUGGGCAGAUUGAGUAAGGAGCACAAAAGAGUCACACAAGUCUUUUUUUUUUUUGAAAUAUUUAAAAUUAGAUUGAUUUCUGUC